ACUAUCAAUUCUAAAUCCAGUCCUGUUCUUGAAAAUGGUAAUGGAAGGCAUAAUUUCACUGACAAGCCUGAAGCCCUGGAGCAGCACAGUUCCAUCCCAACAACAUACUGCCUACUCUGCUAAACCCUUAGAUACUAGUCCGUUUCCUCACAAUCCAGACAUCAAUGAUAGAAUAAUUUUUUGGGAAGGUGAUAUAACAACACUUCAGGUGGAUGCAAUUGUGCAUUCAGCCUGUGAAUCAAUGACGGUGUGGUCGUCAAUGAGCAACAGACUUCUUGGUAAAGCAGGAUUUGGAUUGCGUGAAGAAUUAAAUAAUGCUGUGUGCCAUCCUGGGGAGGUGAUUCUAACAUCAGGCCAUAAUCUUCCCGCAAGAGCCAUAAUUCAUACUGUUGGUCCUACUUAUAAUAUUCGUUAUCAAUCAGCCGCUCAAAGCACUCUACAUUUGUGUUAUAGAAAUGUUUUACAGAAAGCAUAUGAUAUGAAUUUCUCUUCAAUCGCUAUUAGUCCCAUAAAUUCUGUUCGUUUAAAUUUUCCUCCUGACGAAGGAGCCCACAUAGCUUUACGAACCAUCAGACGCUUUCUUGAGAGACAAGAAGAAUGUGGACGAAUAGUCCUUAAAACAGUAGUAAUAGUUACUGAAUCUGUUGAUACUAAUAUUUACGAAGUCUUGCUCCCAAUCUACUUUCCUCGGUCAGUAGAGGAAGAAAUCUUAGCCCGGCUACAGUUGACUCCAGACGCUAUCGGAGGACCAGCUGGCGAGCCCAUUCAUCCUGAUCGGCAAAUUCGCAUCAUAGACAAUCCUCAUCACCAACUCAGUGAAGAGACGACAGUGGUGGACUUAACAGACGGAGGGACAUUCACCCAAAUGCAGGGGGACCUGGAUCAACAAAGGCUGCUCGGAGAGCGGCCGCCCCUUCCCACGAUAGACCAGUGCCUAGUACGUGAUAUUCACAACAAAGAAAGGUACGAGCGAUUACUUCGCCGAGCCAAAACCGAGGACCUGUCAGAAGUAUCGGGUAUCGGCUGCCUUUACAGAUGCGGCAGCGAUCGUUUAGGCCGUCCAGUCAUUGUUUUCGUUGGAAAAUGGUUUCGCUUCAAAGAAAUCAACCUCGAAAAGGCGCUUUUGUACUUAAUUUAUUUGUUGGAUCCUUUGGUCAAAGGAGAUUAUGUCAUCGCUUAUUUUCACACCAUGACUUCCAGUGCAAACUAUCCCACAUUUUAUUGGCUCAAGGAAGUCUAUAAUGUUUUACCCUACAAAUAUAAGAAGAACCUGAAGUCAUUUUACAUCGUUCAUCCCACAUUUUGGACAAAAAUGAUGACAUGGUGGUUCACAACUUUUAUGGCACCUGCAAUCAAGCAGAAAGUUGUCAACUUACCCGGUGUAGAAUAUUUGUACAGUGUGAUUAGUCCUAACCAACUUGAGAUUCCUGCCUUCAUUACAGAGUAUGAUAUGACGAUCAAUGGUAUCAGAUAUGCCAACCAGUAACGCAGUUCUCCAGAGCCUUCACUGACCGAGACUCGGCUUUUUCCACUCAUUGGAUACAGCUGAAUGACGACUGUUUUGAUAAAUUUUUUUGCUAACCGUGCAAGUAUUUUAAUGCAGUCUUUUGGACUGGCUUACUGAAGGGAAGGUUCUGGCAAGAGAGUCAUGACUGCUGUAUUUUAAAAGUAUUUACUCGAAUGCGCUCAUCUAUAUUAUACAAGAUUGCCGAGCUUUCUAGUGUUGCAAGUCCUGCUGUUUUAGGCACAGUGCUGCACUGUUAUCAAUAGGCUGUUAUUUAUUUUAACUAUUGUAAGUUUCAUCAUAAUUUCAUGCAUGUAUCCCAUUCAUAUGAACACAUAAUAGUACAGCCAUGCCAGUACUAUUAAGGUUGCCAAAAAAGGAGUAAGAGCUAUUUUUAUCGUGUAAAUUAUUACAGUAAGCAAUAUUAUUCUGCGAGGAAAAAUCACCUGAUUUGACUUUUUUGUUCAAGAAUUUUGAUGAUUUCUCCUGUUCGCGGUUUUUGAUACUGAUGAGAAUGACGAUUUGUAUGAGGCUGUGUUCCAAACUAGACCUGCAAAUUAAGGUAGAAGUAGCAGGGUAAAAGCCAAUCUGAUGGCAUCAUGUAAUGGGAGAUUAGCAAUAGAGUGACAACUUCAUUCUCUCCUUUUGCCUAUGCCAACUUGAAGUCCCACUCAAAAUUUGGUUUUCCUGAAAAAUUACCUGUAACUUUCAAAUUCGGAAGCACAUCAUUUUUAUCUAGACCUCUCGGAUACUGUAAUACAAGAAAAAAUAACCCUAUUUACUUAAACGUUGAACUGAAGAUUGAGUCAGUUUAAUCAAACAUGUUAACGUUGAAACCAUGUGGUGGUACUCAUAGUCCUAAUAAAAUUUCCGCCACAAAGGACAUUGCUGAUGCAGCCCAACAAUUUCUAAUAGGAUCACUCACUUGGUGGUAGCCUCCCAGCUGCUCGUUUCUGCAUUUAAGCAUUUGAAGCUCAAACCUAAAGUUCGACUUAGGCACAAGUUUUCAAUGUGGAGUCAUUCGUCUCGACAGGAACAUGAUUUUUAAGCCUCACUACAGAAACAUUUUUGUAUAACAUUGGACCUAACUUAAACAGUCCGUAAAAAAAAUUACAAGUUUAAUAAUAGGGAUAUCACCAAACAUCACCGAAAAUUAAAAUAGAGUUUGGUUCAAACAUCUCUUCAUGAGUUUUCCUGUUAAUAAUCUCUCUCAUCUGAAACAUUCUACUUUUCACGUAGUAGUAAAGAAGUUCCAAGGAAAAAUGGUAAAAUGUCUCCUGACAUUUUGUACUAAAUGUGAAUCCUGCUCCCCUCUUUUUUAAAUACCUCAGAAAUGCAUCCUCGCAGAAUGUAAACUCAUUUUGUAAGUGUUUGAGGAUGGUGAGAGAAAAUGUAAGUGGAGUGUCGAAGGAAGCACAUUCAUUAAACAAUUCACCACCUAAAUAGGCAGUUGUAAAGUUAGUGUAUCAUAGGAAAAAUUCCUUAAAUGUUCAAUUUGUCAACGCAUUGAUGUUUUUCUUCCGUAUUCUGUAACUUGUAACUGAUCUUUUAAAUUGAAGCAAGCAUAAUGCAUUUUCUCUUCCAUUCAAAGAAACAUAAGUGCACUGAUAUCAUUCUCACCGGUUGUUCAAAUUUUCAUGCUUAUUUGUCUCAAAAUGAAUAGUUUUUUUAAAUGUUCUCUCUCGAUUGCCUGAUUUCCCCAAUGAAUUUUUGGUUUUUCCUCUGAGAUUAUCUAAACUUAUUGGAAUUUCUGUAAAAUUUUGGGAACCUUGUCGAUUUUUAUAACUAAUUUGAUUCUUUUGUAUCGCUCCCUUGCCCCUGUUUUUUGCUGCCCUCAAAUUUUUAAUGUUAAUAUUACUGCUACUAUCGUCAGUAUAAUUUUAGUUCUUAAUUAUAAAUCAUGUAUAUUUAAUUAGUAACUAAGCAAGCGCAAAGAAGGUAUUAAAGAAGAGAAUUAUAAAAUUGUUAUACAAUUGCAUUGUUAUUUUUAAAAUUGUUGCUGUUAAGUAUUGAAUCAUUAUGAAUUAUGAGUAAAUAAUAUGGAAUGAUAA
This is a messenger RNA of Bemisia tabaci, 3555 nucleotides long. The record is from RefSeq and is a predicted model, not a curated record. NCBI's taxonomy places the organism in Eukaryota, Metazoa, Arthropoda, Insecta, Hemiptera, Aleyrodidae.